Messenger RNA from Staurois parvus, 488 nucleotides. The record is from the annotation of a GenBank genome assembly. Lineage: Eukaryota; Metazoa; Chordata; Amphibia; Anura; Ranidae.
UGAUCAGCUGUGUCCAAUCACAGCUGACCACAUGGCACUGAUGAUCAGUGUAGCCCCAGCAGUGCCACCUGUCAAUGUCUGUCAGUGCUCAUCAGUGCCACGUCAAUGCCACAUAUCAGUGCAUACCAGUGCACAUCAAUGCCACAUAUCAGUGCCCAUCUGAGCUGCCUUUCAGUGUAACCCAUCAGUGGCAGUCAGUACCACCUAUCAAUGCCAAUCAGUACCACCUAUCAGUGCUGCCAAUCAGUGCCACAUAUCAGUACCAGUCAGUGCUGCCUAUCAGUGCCAGUCAGUGCCACCUAUCAGUGCGCAUCAGUGCCGCCUAUCAGUGCCCGUCAGUGCCACCUAUAUGUGCCAGUCAGUGCCGCCUAUCAGUAGCAGUCAGUGCCGCCUAUCAGUGCCAUAUCAGUAUCAGUGCUGCCUUUCAGUGCCCAUUAGUGAUGCCUGUCAAUGCCCAUCAGUGCCACCUACCAGUGCCUCCGUAUCAG